This is a messenger RNA of Thlaspi arvense, 609 nucleotides long. The record is from the annotation of a GenBank genome assembly. Lineage: Eukaryota; Viridiplantae; Streptophyta; Magnoliopsida; Brassicales; Brassicaceae.
AUGGUUUUAUGGUCUUUAAUUGCGGCAAGAUUGCCUGGAAGAACAGAUAACGAGAUCAAGAAUUACUGGAACACGCAUAUAAAGAGGAAGCUUUUGAGCAAAGGGAUUGAUCCAGCCACUCACAGAUCGAUCAACGCAGGCAAAACUCCUGAUUCGAAGAAAACAGAGGACCGAGUUGUAAAAGAUGUUUCUUUUGUGUCUCGGUUUGAGAAAACAGAAAGCUCCGAGGAGCAGAAGCAAAAUAAUAACCAGAAGCGGGAUCGAACUAAUGGGUUAGUUUGCAAAGAAGAGAGAGUUGAGUAUUACCCAGUUGUUGUUGUUGAAGAAGAAAUUUUAUGCCCAGAUUUGAAUCUCGAGCUUAGGAUCAGUCCACCGUGGCAAAACCAGAAUCAUGAUGAUCAGAGAAGAGAGCGAUCUCCCUACACUGCGUCCCGUUUUUACAUGGAAAACGGCAUGGAGUGUAGUAGCGAUACUGCAAAAUGCCAAACAGAGGAUAGCAGUAGCAUUAGCUAUUCUUCAAUUGAUAAUAGUAGUAGUGGCAGCGUUGGUUAUGACUUCUUGGGUUUGAAGACGAGAUUUUUGGAUUUUCGGAGCUUGGAAAUGAAUUAA